This is a messenger RNA of Uranotaenia lowii, 1236 nucleotides long. RefSeq names its product vacuolar protein sorting-associated protein 72 homolog (gene YL-1). NCBI's taxonomy places the organism in Eukaryota, Metazoa, Arthropoda, Insecta, Diptera, Culicidae. The record is from RefSeq and is a predicted model, not a curated record. Gene Ontology annotation, biological process: chromatin remodeling; regulation of DNA-templated transcription. The transcript has 4 exons. The annotation marks the transcript as partial. Gene Ontology annotation, molecular function: ATP-dependent H2AZ histone chaperone activity. Gene Ontology annotation, cellular component: nucleus.
AUAUCAAAAUUAUUAGAUGAAGAGGAAGAGGACGAUUUUUACAAAACUUCUUACGGAGGAUUUAGUGAAACUGCUGAUGAUCGAGAUUACAUUCAAAAAAACGACGAUGAGGAAGAUGUAGUGGAUUCCGACUUUAGUAUCGACGAAAAUGACGAGCCAGUUUCCGACCAGGAGGAACAAGCACCGAAGAGGCGGAAGAAAUUGGUCACUAAAGCUUAUAAGGAACCGGUAACCAGAAAGCCUAAAAUCACCGCCAAAACGGCAAAACCCAAGGCGGAACCUCGUCAAAAAUCUCCCAAGAAACGCGAUAGGGGUAGUCUAGCUUCGUACACGGUACUCGAUUCCGGACGAAAGUCAUUUCGGAAGUCCACUGCAGCCAAAACUGCUGCCACACAAAACCGUCUUAAACAACGGAUUGAAGCCGAUAAACGCAAACCCAAGAUUGUUAAAGUGGAGGAGUACAUUCCCACCCAGGAAGAACUGCUGGAGGAAGCGGAAAUCACCGAGAAACAAAAUCUCAAAUCUUUGGAAAAAUUUCGACGAAUGGAGCUUGAGAAAAAAAAGCAUCGUCCAACGAAGCGAGUUUUCGUGGGUCCUAUUAUACGAUAUCAAUCAUUGACCAUGCCACUGGCAGAAGAAUUCCAACCCGCUAAGAGCAGUAGUGCUAUUAAUACAUCGUCUGAAUCAAUGUCUUCGCCAUUCAAAAUGGAGGCUGAGGAAGGGGAGGACAAAGAGAAAACACCCCGUGAAAAACUGCCAACAAAAAAGAGCAAAAGGGGCUCUAAAACAGACGUUCGGGGUGGUCGAUGUGAGAGAACUUUCAUCACUUUUGAGAACGACAUCGACGAAACUUUGUUUGGCGCGUACUUUCCCAAGAUUCCUAAACGUGAACACCGGAGUCAGAUUUGUGCCAUCACGAGACUACCGGCCCGAUACUUCGAUCCUGUUACGCAGCUGCCCUACCGCAAUCAGCAAGCAUUUAAAAUUCUUCGCGAAGCCUACUACCAACAGCUAGAAGAUAGAGGUAAUCCCGACAAUCCGGAUGUCAGCAAAUGGCUCGAAUGGCGUAAGAAGAUAAAAGAGUUCCGGGCCAAAAGUUUGAAUAAAAUCAGUCCGCUCAUGGGAAUGAUCUCGACCUCAUCGAGUACUAGCACUGCGUAGUCAGCAUCCGAAAAAAAAAACAGGUGAGCAUUCUAAGAGUAGAAAUAAUGAAUUUUGAAUACAGUUUUGAACAUA